Sinocyclocheilus anshuiensis is the source of this 8145-nucleotide messenger RNA. RefSeq names its product protein scribble homolog. Gene Ontology annotation, biological process: establishment or maintenance of epithelial cell apical/basal polarity; cell-cell adhesion; receptor clustering. Gene Ontology annotation, cellular component: postsynaptic membrane; postsynaptic density; basolateral plasma membrane. The record is from RefSeq and is a predicted model, not a curated record. Gene Ontology annotation, molecular function: protein kinase binding. Lineage: Eukaryota; Metazoa; Chordata; Actinopteri; Cypriniformes; Cyprinidae. Bases 1068 to 6113 code for a protein of 1681 amino acids. The transcript has 43 exons.
CGUGGAGUGUGAGAGGCGCUCAGAGAGACUCAAAACAGUGAGGCGGAGCUGGGAAUGGAUCAGCGACUGAAGCCUGACUUAACUCAGAACCUCCACACACUCGCUUACAAGAGCAGGAAAUUCCCCGGCAGAUAAAGCCCAGGAGGGGCGUCGAGCGCGUCCUAAGGCUAACCAGCUAUAUGAGGAGGAUAGAGAGGCUUGUGACGGAUCGGUCCGGACUCGAUAUCAGGACGGGCAGUAGAGGAGCACAAAGCCGGUGGAUUGUCUCUGGAGCGGCUGAGAUCAGCCCAGCCCCCCCCCCACACAUAUACACACACACACACACACAACCGGCCUGCUGCUCUUAGCCUGUUGCUGCAGUGAUCUCAUCAUAACAGCCCUCGCAUAUCUCACACAUCUCAGCGACAUACGCGUCUGUAAGUAGUUUCGAGUUGUUUUUGUCUUUGUUUAGAGGCUGGCUUGUGUGUUUUGUAGCGGUUGGUGGUCUAUAGCGCUCUGCAGCUGGCUAAUCAGUUAGCUGUAGCAUACCGUCGUGUGUACAGUAGCCUCACUGGCACGAUGUAGUUUGAUUAUUGGACCUCAUUUUAUUAUUACAAGACAAAACAUGUGUGAUAAAAGAGCGCGUGACAUGAAUCAACAAGUUUGGCAUAUUUAAACUCCGCUUCUUCUCCAUGCUAACGCGGAGUCACUUAACGUUAUUCCGAGCGACAUAAUCUCGUGUAACUCGACGAGGAGCUGUUUAUGCUGCAAAACUGUGUACGGCACAUAAAAUAUGUGUUUUAUUGACUUCACGCGGCUUAUGUUGAACCAAACUGAAUCUGCUGAGUAACUCGGCUUGUGUAUGAGGAGAUAUUUAAUGGAAGGCUGACUGGACUGAUCAUCUGGUUGUCCCCUGCUAUCAUUGGAGUUAGUGUACAUUUGCAGGAGAAUCGUUCGCACAGGGACUUUUAUUUGACUGGUUUUGGUGGAUAAAGCCUGGGAGUUAGACGCGCCAGGACCAGCCUGGAUCCCCAUCAUUUGGCUGCUUGAGUGAGUCCCCAAUGCGGAGGGGCUGAGUGCUCCGGGACAUGCUGAAGUGUAUCCCGCUGUGGCGGUGUAACCGUCACGUUGAGUCCGUGGAUAAGCGGCACUGCUCGCUCACUGCGGUUCCCGAUGAGAUAUACCGCUACAACCGCAGUCUGGAGGAACUGCUCCUGGACGCCAACCAGCUGAGAGAGCUGCCCAAGCCUUUUUUCAGACUGCACAAUUUGCGAAAGCUGGGCCUCAGUGACAAUGAGAUUCAAAAAUUACCACCCGACAUUGCCAAUUUCACGCACCUGGUGGAGAUGGACAUCUCCAGAAAUGAUAUUUCUGAGAUUCCCGAAAACAUUAAAUUCUGUCAGGCCUUGGAGAUUGCAGACUUCAGCGGAAACCCCUUGUCCAGGUUGCCUGAUGGCUUCACACAGCUCAGAGGACUGGCUCACCUAUCACUCAAUGACGUGUCGCUGCAGUCUCUACCCAAUGACAUUGGAAACUUGUCAAACCUGGUGACUCUAGAGCUGAGGGAGAAUCUACUGAAAUCUUUGCCCUCCUCUCUUUCCUUCCUGGUUAAACUGGAACAGCUGGAUCUGGGAAGCAAUGUACUGGAAGUUUUGCCUGACACACUUGGGGCACUGCCCAAUCUUCGUGAGCUUUGGUUGGACAGAAACCAGCUCUCCUCACUACCUCCUGAGCUGGGGAACCUGCGGCAGCUGGUUUGCUUGGACGUGUCAGAGAACCGUCUAUCAGAGCUUCCCACAGAGAUCAGUGGCCUUAUCGCCCUCACAGACCUGCUGCUCUCGGAGAACCUCCUGGAAGUCUUGCCGGACAGCAUUGCUCUCUUUCCUUCCUGGUUAAACUGGAACAGCUGGAUCUGGGAAGCAAUGUACUGGAAGUUUUGGUUGCAGAAUUUACCGUUCGCAUUGGCCAAUCUGAACCUGAAGGCCAUGUGGCUGGCAGAGAACCAGGCUCAACCCAUGCUGAAGUUCCAGACAGAGGAUGAUGAGCGGACUGGAGAAAAAGUUCUCACCUGCUACCUGCUGCCUCAGCAAACCUCAUCGAGCCUUGAGAAUCUACUGGACAGGAGUGUCGAUGAAACCUGGCCCACAGACACUAAUUUGAACAGGGUAUCGGUCAUUCAGUUUCAGGAUGACUCUAAACACGAAGAGGAAGAUGAGGAGACUGCGGCAGAAAAGAGGCAGGGUCUUCAGAGGAGAGCCACACCACAUCCCAAUGAGUUAAAGGUGAUGAAGAAUGUCAUUGAAGCCAGAAGAAAUGAGGCUUAUACAGCCAAGCCAGAUGAGGAUGUGGAGUCCCCAGACUCUGAGGAGAAACGGUUGAGUGGGCUGUCCAAUCAAAGUCAUGAUUCUCAGACAUCCAGUAGCACCGCCUCUCAGGAAGAGAAGCGGGGUAUCAACAAUACAGGUGUGGAGAUUAAUGAUGGACAUGGUCAAGAGGAGGAGGAGCUGGGUGAGAUGGAGGUGGAGUAUACUGAGCCUACUGUGCACUUUGCUGAAGAGCCCAUCAUCCGUGGCAGUGAUGAGGAGGAAGAAGAUGAAAAUGAAGAAGACAAUGAAGAUGCGGAAAGGAGCAAUGAGUACUCUCGAAUGCCACAUUUUCCUGCAGAGAAACAGCGGCUCAUACGUAAAGACACACCACACUUCACUUCUAGAAGGAAUGCUGGGGUGUCAUUUGAUCAAGUCAAUAAUCUGCUGAUUGAGCCUGCUCGAAUUGAGGAGGAAGAGCUGACCCUGUCUAUCCUGAGACAGACCGGUGGGUUAGGCAUCAGCAUAGCAGGGGGGAAAGGAUCUACACCCUAUAAGGGUGAUGACGAGGGUAUUUUCAUCUCUAGAGUGUCAGAAGAGGGCCCUGCAGCUCGUGCUGGAGUCAAAGUGGGAGACAAACUUCUUGAGGUGAACGGAGUAAACCUGCACGGAGCGGAGCAUCACACAGCUGUCGAGGCCUUGCGCAACUCUGGGGCAGCCGUGGUUAUGACCGUUCUGAGGGAACGCAUGGUUGAACCAGAGAACGCAGUCACCACCACGCCAUUGAGACCAGAAGAUGAUUAUUUCCCCGGGGAGAGACGGUCCAGUGGGCUGCCUUUCCUCCUGGACCCUGCCUCACCUGCUGUCAGCACUGGUCCUACGCUGCAACUAGCCACUUGUCUGGUCCGCAACGAUAAAGGUUUAGGGUUCAGCAUUGCUGGAGGGAAAGGGUCAACCCCGUACCGAGUAGGAGACACGGGAAUCUUCAUCUCUCGUAUUGCUGAAGGAGGAGCUGCUCACAGAGACAAUAUCCUGCACAUGGGAGACAGGGUCAUAUCAAUCAAUGGUGUAGACAUGACAGAUGCCAGACAUGACCAGGCAGUAGCGCUGCUUACCGGCACUUCCCCCACCAUCACCCUCCUGGUCGAACGGGACCAGGCCAGUGCAGGGGGCGCCUCCCCUCGAACUCGACCUCAUUCGCCCCCUCCUCCAGAGCCAUCUGACUCGCCUGAGCAAGAGGAAGGAGAUGAGCACCUUGGAAACCAUCUCAACUGCCCCAUGGAAGAUGAAUACCCCAUUGAGGAAGUGACCCUGAUCAAAGCAGGUGGUCCCUUGGGUCUGAGCAUUGUAGGGGGUAGCGACCAUGCCAGCCACCCUUUUGGAAUUAAUGAGCCAGGGGUGUUCAUCUCAAAGGUCAUCCCCAAUGGCUUGGCCUCUGAGAGUGGACUUCGCGUGGGCGAUCGUAUAUUGGAGGUGAACGCCAUCGACCUAAGACAUGCCACACAUCAGGAAGCUGUUAGAGCCCUGCUAUCCAACAAGCAGGAGAUCCGCAUGCUUGUGCGCAGAGAUCCCUCGCCCCUUGGCAUGCAGGAGAUUGUCAUCCACAAGCAGCCUGGAGAAAAGCUGGGCAUCAGCAUCAGGGGCGGAGCUAAAGGCCAUGCAGGCAACCCCUUUGACCCCACAGAUGAGGGCAUCUUCAUUUCCAAGGUGAGCUCCAGCGGUGCUGCUGCACGAGAUGGCCGACUGCGGGUGGGCAUGCGUAUUCUUGAGGUGGGCAACAACAGUCUGCUGGGUAUGACACACACGGAAGCAGUGAGGGUUUUGCGUGCUGCCGGUGACUCCUUGGUCAUGCUUGUGUGUGAUGGCUUUGACCCAAGAAACGCUGCAGGCAUAGAGGCAUCCCCUGGUGUUAUUGCGAACCCGUUUGCGGCAGGUAUUGUUCGUAAGAACAGUAUGGAGAGCAUCUCAUCAGUAGACAGAGACCUGAGUCCUGAAGAGAUUGACAUCAUGCAGAAGGAGGUAGAGAUGGUGAGGGAGACGUCCCAGUGGGAACGGGAGGAGAUGGAAAAAGUGGAGCGUAUGCGCUUGGAGCGCGAGAAGGCAACUCGUUUGCUGGAGGAGGAAACUGAGAAUUUGAGCACUGGACCAUUGAAACUGGACUACAAGACACUGGCUGCUCUUCCUACCACUAGCCUACAGAAAGUUAAUAGAUCUUCACCGUCUGAGCCUCACAUGAUUGACAGUCCUGUCCGAGAUGCUGCAUACUCUCCACACAACUCACAGUCAAACAUUCAUUUCCCUUCAAAUGCAAACACCAAGGAUAAUACAUCAACUAAACCUGGUGCCAUCCAGCCUCUCUCUCGGGGGCGACCCCCUGUAUCUCCAGCCAGUCAGGAUGGCCACAGCAGUCCCAACCCUUUCCAGCAUGGCCUCUCUCCCAUCAGCUCUCAGACCACUCCUAGUGCCCCAUCCCCUGACACACAUGAGGAAUACCCCAUCAAUAUCAAGCAGGUAUAUAAGGCCUUCGCAGCUGUGCCACACUCCCUGGCUGUACUGGAACCCCCACAGGAUCUUUACUCUCCACGGAACAAUUUCAGCGCAAAGCAACCAUCACCAGAGCCUGAGCUGAAUAAUGAGGUGUUUGUGGAUGAGGCUGAGGGCAGUGGUCCUCUCAGGCCUCAUCCCUCUCUCUCAUCUGACCGCCACGAGUACAGGAGCCUGGCAGCCGUGCCACGCUUGUCUCGCCCCUCAGUGGAGUUGAAGACCCCCUCCUCUAUUGGCAGAGAUGGCCCAGAGCAGCGCUCCUUCAGAGACAGGCAGAAAUAUUUUGAGAUUGACGUGAAGCAGCAGACACCAGACAAACCCAAACCUCGCAUCUCACUUGUGGGAGAAGAUGACUUGAAGAAAAUGAAAGAGGAAGAAGCAAAGCGAAUUGAACAAAGGACACAAGAAUAUAUGCUGGAUGAAGAUGAGGAGGAUGAGGAGGAAGAUCUGGCGAAGCAGGUGGCAGAUAUGAAGGCUCACGGAAAGGUUGUCCUUGAUGGUGUGGAGUACAAGGUCGAGAGCUUAGGAAGCCACAGUUCCCCAUCUCUGAGGCAGUGUGCCACACCUCCCAGCCACUGUGGCAGCUCAGGUCCCUCCUCCGUGGACGGUAAAGGAGACUCUCAGCGGAAUUCAAUGGAAGACAGCUUCAGACUGGAACAGAGACCCAACUCCAUGACGGGUUUGAUCCCAGUUUAUCCCAGUGAAUCUGUGGCUCCCAUUCGGACGGCCAAAGCAGAGCGUAGGCAACAAGAGCGAUUACGCAUGCAGAGCCCGGAGCUUGCUGUCGUCCUGGACAAGGAGCUGUCGCCUGCUGAAAAACGAGCCCUGGAGGCAGAGAAGAGGGCCAUGUGGAGAGCAGCCAGGAUGAAGUCUCUAGAGCAGGAUGCUUUGAAGGCCCAGAUGGUCAUUGCCAAGUCUAAAGAGGGGAAGAAGCGUGGCACGCUGGAUCAGCUGUCAGAGUCGCCGUCCCCUGCGCCCACACCCUCUCCAACACCAAUGGAAGAUAUCAGUCCACGGGCAGUGACUUCACCAGGCAGACUGUCCCUGUCAGAAAAGAAGUUUGACUACCGACAAUUUGCUGCCAUUCCUUCUUCCAAACCUGUUUACGACAUUCAGUCUCCUGGUGCAGGUGGUGAUGUGCACUUCAUGGAUGAUAACCCAGUGUCUGUUGUAGAUCCAGAAGUUCCUGUGGCCACCACAUCUGCUCUAGAGGAGAUGGCUCUCUACAGUAACAAGCGCAAACUACGACAGGGCCGCUGCAGCCUGGAGGCUCCAGUGCCCACAUAACUGUACACUCACACACUAAUGCAUCUGAACUGUGAAGAUAAAACACACAUAGUGAUCAUCUAAUGCUAAGAGAUGCCACACAUGGCUUAGAAUGCUCUGAAAUACACAUUGUUGACAGAUAUUAAACCACUCUUAUUUCAGUGCCCACAACACAGGUUGGGAGGUGAGUCUCCCAAACGCUAGUCUUGCCAUUUCAGUUGAAAAGGGUUGCUCCGAUUUUACUAUGGGAGGCCCAGAGGAUGGCUGAUUGAUUUACCUAUUUUACUGUUUUUCUGUCUGUCGGCAUUUUAGAAGCAGAGUUAUUUUAAGAGAUGCUGUGGGUGUUUCUUUCUAAACACUUUCAAAACCUCCUCUAGAAAUGAAAAUGUGGAAAGGCAGAAAAGGAGCUAUUUAAACGUAACUCUGUUCAUUUUUUGGGAGAUUCAGUUUGCAGACGACAUACUGCUACCUUCACUGCCCCAUGUAAGCCAGACUUCCACUUUUGUUGCUUUAAUUCACAAUCAGAAAAAAAGUUUUUAUUCCUUUUAAAUGUAAUUUAUUGAUGUAAUAUACUGUUUUUAAUCUAUGGGAUUCCAAUACAAUAGAGGAACAAAUUGAGGCUUUUUGACACAUGUAUAAGCUGAUUACUUGUUAUUUUGUGACGAAUUUAGAUUUUUGGGUUUGGGAUAAAUUUUCUUGCACACAGCAUUUUAAAAAUGAAAAUGAGGCCUUGCCAUAAAGCUUUAUUUCGAUUUUCUAUCCUUAUCAGUUUCGAAACAGAAUUUCUUCUUUAAGGUGAUGCAAAUGAAUGUAAUAUUUUUGAAAGGUUGCAUCUGACCUUAUUUAAAGAUCUGUUAUAAACCUUUUCCUAAUAUGUAUGAUCAUGCCAUAUCAUAAAGACUGACCUACUGUAUUGAGUAGCGUCAUUCUAAACCUUUUAAUUGAUCUCUAGUCUUCCUUUAAUGGACUAGGAGAAUAAAAUUAAGUGGAUAAUGGUUUCAUAAGAUUUUUGUUCCUUUGGUGAUGAUCUUCCUCAAGGACACUAAAAUGCAUUCUCCAUUUUUAUUUCUGCGUCUUGUUCUGGGCCAUCUAUACACCGAAUCAUUCCCUUUGCUACACAGAGUGACCAGACUUGAGAAUUUCACUCUUUGACAACCAUCAUUUGCCAGACAUGACUUUACCUCUCCAUAAACAGAUGGUACAAUUUUGGGUGUGGGAGGAGGAAAUUGAAUCAUCGGAGAACAUUUGGUCUUUAUAAACACCUGCAAAUCUUGCUCAUAUCUUUUCUUUCUCUUGUUCUGACAGGUGUGUGAAGGUAGUAGAUGUUUUCUAAUCUACAUUUUAAAUAGUUGAACUUUCAAAGCCACUGAAAAGCUCAUCGUGUAAAUAAUGUAUAAAUGCUAAAAAAAAAAAAAAAAAGCAAAAAUCGCAUCUGAGCCUUUCUGCCCCAAGACCAAACUAAUGUCUGAAGGGUAUAGAUGAUUCUACCAGGGUCUUGACGACUGAUCCUUGUGUUUGUAUAUUGGCUUAUUGCAAUUUUACUGUCAAUCCUGUGUGAGGACUAAUAUGAUAGACUUUUAUUAUUCCUUCAAGUAAACCGUUUUAUUUCACUGUUCUCAAAUCAGUUGUUCACACCCUAGCUGCCAUCAACACUGUGUCCCGAUGAACCUGUCAAACAUGAACAAAAAAAAUUUUUAUUUAAUAAUAUUAGCUUUUGUGUUGCUCUCAUCGACUGAAAUUCAGUUUAAUAAUGGUUUGGGAUUGCUCAUCAUUGUAUUUUUUAAAAACUGUAGUUUGAGGAAAAAAAAUAAGUUGGUUUUCUGUAACCGAUGGGAUAAUGGGAUUCACUACAUUUUUACUUUUUCAAAGCAGAAGAGUUUGAUUUCUUUUGUUGUUUUCUUGUCUUGAUUUAUUGUUGGGGAGGAUAUUCUUUUGUUUUGGUUUUUUGCUAAAGGGGAGGGUGGGACUAAAGGUCUGUAACUAGUGAAUUUGUACAACCAAAGAAGUCUAUUUUGUGGUUCAGGAAUAAUAAAGUUUACUUUUCAUUUAACAA